AUGUCUUACACCACCCGCAAGAUUGCCGCAGCCAACACGCUCGAGCACCGCAUCUUCAUCGAGAAGGACGGCCAGCUCGUCUCGCCAUGGCACGACAUCCCCCUCUACGCCAACGAGCAGCAGACCAUCCUCAACAUGGUCGUUGAGGUGCCCCGCUGGACCAAUGCCAAGAUGGAGAUCUCCAAGGAGGAGCCCCUCAACCCCAUCAAGCAGGACAUCAAGAAGGGCAAGCUCCGCUACGUGAGGAACUGCUUCCCCCACAAGGGCUACCUCUGGAACUACGGUGCCUUCCCCCAGACCUGGGAGGACCCCAAUGUCGUCCACCAGGAGACCAAGGCCAAGGGCGACAACGACCCGCUCGACGUGUGCGAGAUUGGUGAGCUCGUCGCCAAGCCCGGCGAGGUUAUCCAGGUCAAGGUCCUCGGUGUCAUGGCUCUGCUCGAUGAGGGCGAGACCGACUGGAAGAUCAUGGUCAUCAACGUAAACGACCCAUUGGCCCCCAAGCUCAACGACGUCGAGGAUGUCGAGCGCCACCUGCCCGGUCUCCUCCGUGCCACAAAUGAGUGGUUCCGCAUCUACAAGAUCCCAGAUGGCAAGCCCGAGAACCAGUUUGCCUUCUCUGGCGAGUGCAAGAACAAGAAGUACGCCAUGGACAUUGUCCGCGAGUGUGCUGAGGCUUGGGAGAAGCUCAUCACUGGAAAGACCCCCAAGGAUGAGAUCAGCCUCACCAACACCACCGUUUCAAACUCGCCAGACCGCGCUGACGCCAGCUCGCUCAACAUUCCCACUGGCGAGAACAAGGCACCUGCUCCCAUCGACCCCAGCAUCGACAAGUGGUUCUACAUCUCUGGUGCCCCAUCCAACUAA
Messenger RNA from Bipolaris victoriae FI3, 867 nucleotides. RefSeq lists its product as hypothetical. The transcript is spliced from 4 exons. The record is from RefSeq and is a predicted model, not a curated record. Gene Ontology annotation, molecular function: magnesium ion binding; inorganic diphosphate phosphatase activity. The coding region runs from base 1 to 867 and encodes 288 amino acids. Gene Ontology annotation, cellular component: nucleus; cytoplasm. NCBI's taxonomy places the organism in Eukaryota, Fungi, Ascomycota, Dothideomycetes, Pleosporales, Pleosporaceae. Gene Ontology annotation, biological process: phosphate-containing compound metabolic process.